Pyricularia oryzae 70-15 is the source of this 240-nucleotide messenger RNA. RefSeq lists its product as uncharacterized. The transcript is spliced from 3 exons. The coding region runs from base 1 to 240 and encodes 79 amino acids. The record is from RefSeq and is a predicted model, not a curated record. Lineage: Eukaryota; Fungi; Ascomycota; Sordariomycetes; Magnaporthales; Pyriculariaceae.
AUGCCCUACAAUACGGCCCCUCCCUCCGCCAAACCUCCUUCGGCAACCCCAGAGUUCGGAUCUCUUUCUGUUGUUGUCUUGAUCAAUGCUGUCAUGGGAAUUGACAGGGGGAGAACAGGCUCCUUCGGCCCGGAGAUUCCCAUGCUCCAGAGUAUCUCGCUCCCCAUGAGAUCAGGGUCGUGCUGCCUUCCAGGCUUCCUGCUCGAGAUUGACACCAAGUUGUCCCAUUUGCCAAAAUAG